This is a messenger RNA of Ambispora leptoticha, 747 nucleotides long. NCBI's taxonomy places the organism in Eukaryota, Fungi, Glomeromycota, Glomeromycetes, Archaeosporales, Ambisporaceae. The record is from the annotation of a GenBank genome assembly.
AUGUCUAUUUGCAAAUAUUUCUUGGAAGGACGAUGUAGCUUUGGAAGUAGAUGCAAGAAUGAACAUCCUCAACAAAAUGGUCAAUUUCAAGCAUACAAUGAUCGGAGUGGUGGCUCUUCUUCGCUACUUAGUCGACUGGGAUACUCCACUGGAAGCCCAGGAAAUUCAAGAAGAAAUCAAACAAACACAAUUGACGAGAAAGCGGUUAGGGAUGAUCUUAACAAAGAACGACCUCAAUACCCUUAUUCUGUUUUCGCACCUGGAAAAGAAGAACCGAAUUUAAUUGAAGGCACGGAUUUCUCACCGGAAGAGCUACGAUUGGAAUUCUACAAACUACGAAAUAUUAUUGGUGGCGAGAUGCAAUAUCAAGCUGGAGUUCGUGAUUUACAAAGUAAAUUUGAUAAUCAAUUCAAUGAGAUAAACAAAGAUCUACGAGGAGCUUUACGAAAUUUUGAAAAUAAGAAACGGCAACAGGAACAAGCAUCAUCUGUAUUUGGUCAAACUAAUAAUCAAUUUAUGGGAAUGUCGACUGGUUCUUUUGGAGCUGCACCGGCAACUACGGUUGGUGGUUUCCCUGGUGGUGGAGGAAUCUUACCGAAUAAUACUACCGAACAGCAAUUCAAACGAAUUGAUCCACAGAACAUUCCACAAUUAUCCCUGGUAGAUCCACAUCCUAGCUCAAUUGAAUUUGAGAUGGUACCCGAUUUACCACCACAACAAACCUCACCUUAUCCUCAAUUACAAUGA